AUGAAAGAUGGACGUACCGGUGCUGAUCACUGUAGACCAGAUAUUACCCAACAUUCCUCAGGCUGUGAUGAUUUACAGCCAAAUAUUAUGAAAUGCAAGUGUGACUCACCGUACACAUGGAAUUCAGUUCAAGAAAUUUGCGAUUAUAAAAUUAGUUGCAAAACUAACUUGAUGAAAGAUGGCAAAACAGGUGAACAACAUUGUAGGCCUGAUAUUACCCAACACUCUAUAGGCUGUGACGAUUCAACUGGUGUUUUAAAGUGCAAAUGCGAGUCUCCCUAUACCUGGAAUACAGAUAAGGAAAGUUGCAUGUAUAAAAUAAGUUGCAGUAUUGAUAGGAUGAAAGAUGGACGUACAGGUGAUGAUCACUGUAAGCCUGAAAUAACCCAAUACUCUAUAGGCUGUGAUGAUUCAAACGGUUCAUUGAAAUGCAAAUGUUUGUAUCACUAUAUAUGGGACUCGGAUAAGGAAAUGAUAACAAAACAGGUACCGACUAUUGUAGACCAACUGUUACGCCCCAUAGUAUUGGUUGCGAUGAUCGGGGAGGUGUCGUCCGAUGCAAGUGCGACCCGACUACCGAUUGGGACAGUCAUAGUCUAA
Molecule: messenger RNA, 600 nt
Organism: Oppia nitens
Lineage: Eukaryota; Metazoa; Arthropoda; Arachnida; Sarcoptiformes; Oppiidae
Exons: 7
Coding region: 1-600 (199 amino acids)
Source: RefSeq, a predicted model, not a curated record